This is a messenger RNA of Vombatus ursinus (common wombat), 2013 nucleotides long. RefSeq names its product NK2 homeobox 5 (gene NKX2-5). Gene Ontology annotation, biological process: regulation of transcription by RNA polymerase II; cell differentiation. Gene Ontology annotation, cellular component: nucleus. Lineage: Eukaryota; Metazoa; Chordata; Mammalia; Diprotodontia; Vombatidae. The record is from RefSeq and is a predicted model, not a curated record. Gene Ontology annotation, molecular function: RNA polymerase II cis-regulatory region sequence-specific DNA binding; DNA-binding transcription factor activity, RNA polymerase II-specific. Bases 82 to 1044 code for a protein of 320 amino acids. The transcript has 2 exons.
CCCCGGGCAGGACUAGGGGCGCCUCUCCUGUGGGCGGGCUGCGGACACGCGGCCCUCUGAGCCCGUGGGGCACCGCCCACCAUGUUCGCCAGCCCUGCGGGCACCAGCACCCCGUUCUCCGUCAAGGACAUCCUCAACCUGGAGUUGGAGCAGCGACAGGAGCAGCAGCAGGAGGAAGAGGAGGAGCGGAGGCGCCGAAGCCUGGGGGCCAUGGAGCUGCCCGCGCGCCUAGAGGCCAGCCUGCCCCCUGCGUCCUGCAUGCUGGCCGCCUUCAAGCAGGAGGCGUACGGCGGCCCGGAGACGGCCGGCCUCCAGGAGCUGGCUCUGACCGACGGGCUGGGCCCGGCCAAGCAUUGCCCGGCUUUCCCGGCUGCCUUCUACGGGAAGAGCUACGCGCACAUGGAGCCGGCCAAGGAGCCCAAAACUGACAAGAAAGAUCUUUGUUCCCUGCAGAAGAACCUGGAGUUGGAGAAAAAGGACUUAGAAGACCCCGAUCGCCCAAGGCAGAGAAAGAGGCGGAAACCCCGGGUUCUGUUCUCUCAGGCCCAGGUCUAUGAACUGGAGAGAAGGUUCAAACAGCAGAAAUACCUGUCGGCUCCGGAAAGAGACCACUUGGCCAGCGUGCUGAAGCUCACCUCCACGCAGGUCAAAAUCUGGUUCCAGAACAGAAGAUACAAAUGUAAAAGACAGAGACAGGACCAGACUCUGGAGAUGGUGGGCCUCCCGCCGCCCAGGAGGAUAGCCGUGCCAGUACUAGUGAGAGACGGGAAGCCCUGCCUGGGGGACUCUUCUCCCUACAGCUCCCCCUACAACGUCAGCAUCAACCCGUACAGCUACAAUGCCUACCCAGCCUAUGCCAACUACAGCAGCCCAGCGUGCAACCCUAACUACAACUGCGGUUAUCCCUCAGUGCAGGCCGUGCAGCCCUCGCCGGCGGCCAACAACUUCGUGAACUUCAGUGUUGGGGACUUGAAUGCAGUGCAGACGCCCAUUCCGCAGAGCAACGCGGGGGUCUCCACUUUGCAUGGGAUCCGGGCCUGGUAGGAAGAGCGGUCUCUGGCUUUCCAGGAGCGGAGAAAGGGAGGGAAGGGGGUCCUAGUGCGGGUUUCGAGGCUCCCGCGACACCCCCCCGACGCCCCUCUGCUCCCCACCCUCCCCCAUUACCCAUCUGACUGGAAAGGCAGGGAGGCUGUGGGCUGCUGGAGAAAGCGGGAUGGGAAGUCUAUUGGUCUAACCCCGGAAGCUACAGCUAACCUGGACUGCUGGAGAAAAGAGGACCAGGAGGGGAGGGAAAGGAAAGGGGCCUCAGGAGAAUCCUACUGCCCCGUUACAUAGUUAACCUGGGACUCUCUGGACAAAGCGUCAACCCCAGGCUAGUGGCUGUGUGAAUGAGGUAGUCCUUCCAGUAAGUUACAAGGUGUUCGUGUACUGGACGGAAGGAUUUCUAUCCGUGCCUACUUGGGGCCCCAGCGAUGGAUAGAUAGUAAAAAAAAACAAAAACAAAAACAAAAACAAAAACAAAAACAAAAACCCUCUGCCUAUCGGCGGAGCGCACAGCCGCCAGAACCAAGAACCAGAGAGAGGCACGUCAACCCCCUACCCGGAAACCCGGUUACAGCCCCUGCAGCCCCUGCAAUCCCUUCAACCCCUGCCUCCUAGCUCCCAUCUAAAAUCAGCGGGUUCUUAGAAAGUAAGGCUCCUGGGGGAAGGAGAGGGAGCGGUAUUAACAUUCUAAGCCCAGAAUCACCUUGUGGGAUACCAGGUGGCAUAAUAUUCGGAAACUGUCCCCCCCCCCAAAAAAAAAAAAUUCGGCCCUCGCUAGCUCACCAUCACCUCCACUCCUCAUCCUCCUCCCCCAACCAGAGCGGCUGCUUCGGUUUUUGGUGCCUGAACUGCCCGAGAUACGAGCUCACCCUCUCUGGUUCCGCUGCUGGCCCUAUUUAAGUGUUUCCUUAUUGUUUGUAAGAAAGGAGACCCGAACCACCCCGCCUUUCAUUAAAGAGCGUGAACUAA